CGAAUGUCGACCGAUCGGCACGAGUUAUCAAUGAAUUCUUUCCUGCAACGCCAGGGACCUCUAACGAGGGCAACGUCAUUCUGGUCUUGGUGUCUCUCGCGGACUGUGGGCCGAAAACCAAUAUCGGAUUCAACAUGUUGCGGAGCGACAUGUUUCUCUUCAACGACAACAAUUCCUGGAGCAAGUAUGGACGACGCGAUCUCAACAACGAGCAGUACAUUGAAGCAUGUAUCAAGACAUUUUGUCAACAGGAGAGGACCAGCACGUCCUUCGGCGGAAUAUCAAACAGGUUCUCAAAAUUCGGAAUCAUUUUCGCCAGGUCUUCAUCGUACACGUACAUCAAGAAUAAAGACAAUAUUUGCAGAUGAGGAUGAUCCUGAUGACGACGACGAGUCACCAAACCCCGAAGACGAGGCGAUGGAUGAUGGACAACCUGCACCGGCGAUGAAUGCCAUCGGCGAGGGCUCAGACAUGUGGGGCGGAAACAAUAUGCAAGAGGUAAGUUUGUACUUGUUCUAUACCUUUCAAGCUGAGACGACGCGUGUGAAAGUGAAGGGCUUUGAUAAAGAACUCCACUUCACCUGACUAUGUUCAAGACAAAAGUGCUACAAGACAAAAGUGCAACAAGUAUGCAGCAUUCGAGAAAACAAUUAUCUUCAGGUUACGCCAAACGAAAGUCCUACGAUAGAAGGCGUCGGUGAGGUGGGCGCAGUAUCUCUCGUUGUCGCAGAUUGGGUAGCUAAGAAGGCAUCAGCGUGGCUUGGGUCGAAAUGUCCACAAACGAAAGGAACUGAAUCUUUAUUUUUGUUGCAUGAGGGACCUCAGACUGAAUCGGAUGAGCCGUUUUUUUGACAUUGUCGCGAAUGGCCAUACAAUACAUAAAUGAGCUGUAUCGCCCGCUCCUGUUACCGUUGUAGCAUCACAUGCUGAUGCUCUCAUUCAAUCGCCCAUUCAUUGUUGCAAAAAAUUAACAAGUAGAGAAACUUCUGAUGAAACACUUUGUAGGAUGUUUUGUCUGCGCAUUUUUUACCGAAACUCCUUUCUUUUCUUUGCGUCAGUCUCAGGCUCUUGGCAUACUUUGUAUAAAGGAAUAGUUUGUCGUGUUCGAACGCUAAUACUGAUGGCGAGCAGCAACAUAGUUUUAG
This is a messenger RNA of Amoebophrya sp. A25, 1145 nucleotides long. Lineage: Eukaryota; Dinophyceae; Syndiniales; Amoebophryaceae. The record is from the annotation of a GenBank genome assembly.